Molecule: messenger RNA, 1634 nt
Organism: Cuscuta epithymum
Lineage: Eukaryota; Viridiplantae; Streptophyta; Magnoliopsida; Solanales; Convolvulaceae
Source: the annotation of a GenBank genome assembly
GUUUUCGAUUCUCACGUGUCGCCGCACCGUUCACGUUUCAGAAACUCCCUUCAUACUCGAUGGAUUCCCCAGGAACCUCCACUCUCGGCCAUCCGGCCGAUCCAACGGCGGAGGACGGAGGAACAUCGUCUUCGCCUAACAUCCUCGAUCUCACCAGCUUCCAGCUCCAUGAUCUCGACGCCGUUGAGCUCCCCCUGAGUCUCUCCGAGCUGGACUUGACGGCAAACCGUUUGUCGGCGUUAGACCCUCGUAUUUCCGGGCUAUCGAAUCUCAAGAAGUUGUCCUUUCGUCAGAAUCUCCUUACAGACGCAGCCAUCGAGCCUCUUUCGUCGUGGCAAACAAUAUCCGAACUUGAGGAACUCGUAAUCAGGGAUAAUCAGCUUAAGAAACUUCCAGAUGUUAGCAUAUUUAAGAAACUUCUGGUAUUUGACGUUUCAUACAAUGAAAUCCUAUCACUUAGUGGAUUGUCCAAGGUCUCUAGUACAUUGAAGGAACUCUAUGUCUCUAAUAAUGAAGUUACAAAGAUGGAAGAGAUUGAACACUUUCAAGAGCUGAGUAUUCUUGAACUUGGGUCAAACAGAUUACGGGUAAUGGAGAAUCUGCAAACUUUAAUAAAUCUACAAGAGCUAUGGCUUGGCCGCAACCGUAUUCGAGCUAUCAAUCUUUGUGGCUUAAAAUGCAUUAAGAAGAUUAGCAUCCAGAGUAACCGUUUGACAGCAACAACUGGAUUGGAGGAAUGUGUUGCUUUGGAAGAGCUAUACCUAAGCCAUAAUGGUAUUGAAAAAAUGGAAGGCUUAUCAACCUUGGUAAACCUUCGAGUCCUGGAUGUGUCAGCAAACAAGCUUACUGCAAUUACUGGUAUUGAAAACCUGACUAGCUUAGAAGAUCUCUGGCUGAACGACAACAACAUAUCAUCUCUUGAAGGCAUAGCUGAUGCAGUUAGUGGUUCACGACAGAAGCUGACGACACUCUAUCUCGAGCGCAACCCAUGUGCAAAUUCUCCCAACUACGUGACUACUUUGAGACAAGUUUUCCCAAACAUUCAACAGCUGGAUUCAGAACUGUUUGGAUAAGCCAGAAGAAACAUCAUCAGCUCUAAUCUAACAGAUGACAUGGUGAGGUUCCUAAAAGAUGUAUGAUCCGUCAGCUUCAUCAGUUUCAAGAUGCUGCCAGUGACAGUUCUUUUAUUCAUUUGUGAGUUGUCAAUUUAUAAUAUUGCAUCCUCAGAAGCUAUAGCAUUAGCAGUUAUCCUCACAUGAAGUUUGUAAUUUAAAUUGCUUUUUAUAUCUCAGCUGUCUUGAAUUCUUCCAAUUGUCUUGGUUUUUUUGCCUCAGGUUUAGAAAAGUCAAAUUUGACCAAUGUACAUUUUUUGACUGAAUAUAAUUGUACGCAGCUUUGAAUAUUAAUCAUGUAAUGUUUUUUAGAAUUCACUUAUUUAUUUCACUAAAUCUAUCAUGUGUCAGGUGUUUGUGACUUGUUUUCAACGUACAUAAAGAUUAGCUGUUUUUGAAUCAUUGGGUAAAAAAUUGUUUGAAACCUCCUUCAAUUUAUUUCGCCUCUGGCUAUACCGCAAAUCGAGGAUGCAGUGUAGGACAGCAGGAGUGUCCGAAUGGGACUAUGAGAUCAUGUGCAUC